ACGAAAUAAUAUAUUUGUAGUAUAUAACAUAAUGUAACGACGAAAAAUCACAUAAUCUAUAAUCCAACACAGCAAUAUAGUACACAUUCUGUCAAAACCCACAGGUCUCUGUUGAGUCCUCAGUUCUGUCACAAAAGACAAAUACAUGCUCUGAUUUUGGCAACCCUAAAACCCUUCUUCUUUGUCAAGAUUGUUACUGUGAUUUCGCAAAAAAACCCUUUUUCCUGCUUCUGAGAUGCCUCCUAAAGGCAAAGGAAAUGGGAAGAAGAAAGGUAAAGGUAAAGGAAAAGGAAAAGGAGCUUCAAAAGAAACAAAAUGUAGAGCUGCAGCAGAAUCAGAACCAACUUCUCACUUCCAUUUCCCAAGAGAAAUCAUCUCUAACAUCCUUUCCCGUCUCCCUGUCAAAACCCUUUUACGAUUCAGGUGUGUUAGCAAGCAAUGGCGAAACCUCAUUUCCAAACCCAACUUCAUCGCCUCCCAUUUCCGUCACUCUUCUUCUUUGCAGCUCUCCGGUUCAUCUAUUCUCAUAGGCAGCCGUCAUCACGAGUCUAAUCAUCAUGUAGUCUCACUAUACAACCCGCCGGAAUAUGUUGUUCAGGUGGACAGCCCUUUCCCCUGUUUCUUCCCCAAUAUGUACAUUGUGGGUCCUUGCCAUGGCUUUAUCUGCCUUUUUAAUCCACCAUGGGGUGAACUGAUUACCCUUUGGAACCCGUCGAUGAGGAAGUAUAAGAUGGUGGAGCUCACUGAUAGCUUGCCCAGUCCGGGACUGCACUUUUUGACGUCUAUUGGAAUGGCUUUUGAUUACCAACGUAACGAAUUGUUGAUCUUGAGAAUCUUUUGUGUGGGAAUAAUGUUUGAAGUCCCGAAUCACGUUGAGGUGUAUUCGAGUAAGAGUGGGAAAUGGAAGAAGCUGAAAAAUGAGAUGAUUUUUCAUAUUGUUGAGUUUACUUGCAAUGUGAUCGUUAAAGGGGUUGCAUAUUGGUUGGUUUGUAUGCCUGAUAAGUUCGGAUCGCGUGCUGUGUUUGUGAGAUUUGAUGUGGGGAAACUAGUGUUUGAGAAGUUACCUUCGAUAGGAAGGCGUAAGAAACAUCAAUAUCUUGUGGAAUUGGAGGGUUCUCUUUGUAUGUUAGACUGGGAUCAUAAAGAUGAUUGUCAUAUGGAUGUUUGGGUAAUGGAUGAUGUUGAUGGUUGGAGUAAGAAAUACAGUGUUGGACCUUUAGUCGGAUUUGACCGAAUCCUGGGUUGUUUGAGGAAUGGUGACAUUGUAGCUAAGAAUGAAAAUGGAGUGAUAUUCUUGUGUGAUCCCAUAACUAAUUCAGUCAAGGAAAAUUUCAGCAUUGAUAAUAGUAAGGAUGAAUCAUAUGUGAUUGUUGAUUAUUCAGAGAGCCUAUUUCUGAUCGGAGGGAUGCUACCUGUUAAGAAGCAAGAUGCUCAAGAUAAAUUAGCGCGCAAAAAAGUCACAAGGGAUUGCUUAAAGUUCUUGAUGGGACAACGCUCAGAAAUCAUCAUACCUUGAUUGCUCCUUUUUGGCUAACCUAAGAGAUGUCAUGAAGAACACUUUUUUAGUUUUUUGGUGAAUUCAUGUUUGUGGUAUAAUACUUUUUGAGUUCGAAACAUCUAUGUUCAUGUUCCCUUUCUUCUUUCACUCAAUGUUAUGCCCCUGUUCUUCUUUUUAUUUUGUAGUUAUUUGCAUGAACUGGUCUCACUGUGAUGAACGAUGAUUUGUUCGCGUG
Messenger RNA from Solanum pennellii, 1733 nucleotides. RefSeq names its product F-box/kelch-repeat protein At3g23880-like. The transcript is spliced from 2 exons. Gene Ontology annotation, molecular function: protein binding. The coding region runs from base 236 to 1516 and encodes 426 amino acids. The record is from RefSeq and is a predicted model, not a curated record. Lineage: Eukaryota; Viridiplantae; Streptophyta; Magnoliopsida; Solanales; Solanaceae.